AGAGAGUAACAGCAAUCCGCUAUUCCCCUCCCCUGACUCCUCACUUCCCUCCCCUUUCCAAAGUCCUGACAUUUCAAACCUCCAUGCCAUGCCACUGACACAACUACCAUGACCUUCAAAACGGAAAAAUUGAAAAACAAAGCUGGAAAUCUGACGAGGACAGUAUUCCUUUGCCUCAAUUGAGAAGUUUCCUCCUAUACUGAAAGGGAAGAGGACAGAGAUUGUUUGGACGGGAGGAUAAGAGAAAAAAUGAACAGGGAGACUGGGGUGGAGGGAAAAAAACGGAAAACAGGAAACCAACUAAUUCUGAUGCUGUUUCUGCAAAUCUUCAUGAGAUAAAUCACUCACUGGACUACCAUUGCUAAUCUACAUUUCCAGCUAUCUCACCAAUGCAAUGGAACAUUCUGUCACCGUUUUUCGUGACAGCUUUGAAUAUCUAAAGGACCAAAAGUCGUAACAAAAAAGUGACGUCAACUUUAUGCUUUGGUCAGGAACUUCUCACCCUCACCCAACGUUUUGGUCAAGAUGUGAGUGGAUAAGUCCACUUUGGGGCCUUUGGACAUUUUGGUUUGAAUGUGUUUGACAUUCUUCCUACAUUUGAUCCCUUUUGCAGGAUCUCUCACGUCAAUGGUUGUGUAUUUUUGGAUUUGUUUGUUCUGAACUGGACGACUAACUGGAUCCAGAUGAAGAAUAAAGGAGCCAAGCAGCGGUCCAAAAAGAAAGGAAGUGACAACGCAUUUGGCUGCAACCUCAUAGAACAUCUACAGAGCUCAGGACAGGAUGUUCCACAGGUUCUGAAGACGUGUGCAGAGUUUAUUGAGAAGCAUGGGGUUGUGGAUGGGAUAUACAGACUUUCAGGUGUCACCUCAAACAUCCAAAGACUCAGGCAGGAAUUCUGCACAGAGUCAUGCCCUGACCUUACGAAGGAAGUUUACCUUCAGGAUAUUCACUGUGUGGGCUCUUUAUGCAAGUUGUACUUCAGGGAGCUGCCCAACCCCCUUCUCACGCAUGAGCUGUACAAACAAUUCACUGAUGCCGCUUUAGUCCAAGGGGAUCAUGAGAAGCUGCAACAUAUUCAGGGUGUCAUCAAAGAACUCCCUGUCCCUCACUUUAGGACUCUGGAAUAUCUUACCAAGCACCUUGCUCACCUGGCCACCCUCAGCCCUCAGACUAACAUGCACACACGUAAUCUGGCGUUGGUUUGGGCUCCAAAUUUACUCAGAUCGAAAGAGGUUUUGUCCCGUAACGGGGACAUAGCUUUCCAGGAGGUGCGGGUCCAGCAGUCAGUGGUUGAAUUCAUCCUCAAUCACACAGAGCAAAUCUUUAAUAAUGGUGCUGUCCAAACGAAACCAAAAGAAGGUAUGAAAAAAAUCGAUAUUCCAAAAAGUAAAUGUAGAGCUCACCUGGUUGGAUGUAAAAAAAAAAUAAACACACACAACAAAGAAGGACAGAGUUACGCUUUUGUUUGUCCAGGCCCGAGUGUGGUGUGUGGGGAGAAGUAUGCCACGCUGCCUAUCAGUGGACAAGGAGGACCCAUGAAACUGAUGAGCCUGGAGGAGGCCCAAGCUCGCUCUCUGAGCCCCAACCACCCAGCCCGCAGAGAACGGCAGCGAGAGAACAGCCUCCCCGACACGAGCACUGCCACCCUCUACCACACGGUCUUAGACAUGUCCGAUAGCAAACGGAAGUUAUCGGGAAAAUCAAAGAAAUGGAAAUCCAUAUUCAACCUGGGCAAGUCUGUGACUGAUAGCAAGGGCAAACUGAACCGCAAUGGCAGUGUGUUGAUGAGAGAACAGAACGUAUCAGAAAAAACAACUAUUCGACCAGCUAGAAGUAUGGACUCCUUGUGCUCACUCCCAACAGAGGACGAAAAAUCAAGUAUGAGCAUGGCCGGAGGAGGCAACGGAUUCGCCAUGAAAUCCAGAACCCUGGGGUCUGACACGCUCUACGACCUCAACGAGCAGGACCAGAAGUGGGAGUGCGAUCGGACGGAAUCAGGCAAGGCGACGGGCGGCGGCAGCCCCAGCAUGAAGAGGAGAGGCUCCCCGGGCACCUCGGCGCCGCCGCCCAAAGCCCUACCAGAGCAACUCAAAGUCUUCAAAGGUGACGACCUCAGCAGCUGCCAGCCCACCUCGCCGAAGAACAGGAGGAUGCUCUACUCCGGCUCCUCCCACUCCAGCUCCUCCCGGCCCUCCUUCCCGGGAAGCCUGUUCCCUCUCGAGUCUUCCCCUCGGCACCAGCGCAAGGCUCUCAACAUCUCCGAGCCUUUCGCCGUGUCGGUGCCUCUGCGGGUCUCGGCCGUCAUCAGCUCCAACAGCACCCCCUGCAGGGCACCAGGAAAAGACAGACCCCCAGCCGGAGCUGCUCUGAAGCCCAGCAGGGAGUACAGCCAGUCUGAGCUGAGCGACGGCAACGGGGGCUCUGCUUGCAGAGAGAGUACCUUGGGUGAAAGCAGGGUAGGGAACCAACCCAGCAUGUACAGGAGCAACAGUUUUGGCUCACCUCUGGAAAUGGAGGACAGGCCAGCAGGGAAGAAGAGCAAAGAGGAUCCAAUGUCAACAAGUGUGUCUGAGGACUCAGUCUGCGAAGGAGAGAAAACAACCUUGACCGAACAACCUUCCACCCUGGAAGGCUUUCAGUCAUCGACCAACCAGACCAUCAUCUCCACCAUUGGAGAUAAACAAAUACAACAAUCACCUGGAAAACAACUGGACAACCGACUUGCACCAUACCUUGAGACAAAAAUUCAGACUCAACUGGACAGCAGAUCUUCACUUGGGAGAAAAGAACAGUGGUCUGACCUUCAUCUUGAGCUUAAAAUCACUGAGCCUGAGUUUGAUCUACUGGAAGAGGAACCAGUAUUGUGCUCCACAAAAACCAUAUGUCAAGAUGUUAAACCAAAGCUGGGUUUACAAUCAAAAAGGAGGAGCAGCCUUCCAAAUCACUCUUUGUUGUAUAAGGGACAGCCUUUUAUGUGUGCAAAGCCUCAACGGAUGGACCAUUUUGCUGCUAUGACAGGAGAACACUCAGGAAACAAGUACCCCUCAGAUACGCUGACUUCAUUUGACAAAGACUUUGAUUUCAUUGUCAGUGAGGAUACAAAAGAUCCUCUGCCUCACUCUCCCCACAUCAUCUAUAAACCAGAAAACAAACUGUCACAUAUGUCUCAAAGGAUGGACACAGAUAGUUCCUUCAAAAUGACAUCAUGGCUCCAGCUUCCUCCUCACACAGAGACAAACGUACUUCUUGCUCUUCAAAACCCGGUCACAAUCCCCCCGCCGUCAGGGAACAUCUUAGACAUUUCCAUACCUGUGGCAAAAAAAAGUCAAGGGGCAUCGGGGAAACAUACAACUGAUGACGAGAUCAAAAAGGCUGUCCGCAAAGUCAAGAAAUUGGUCACGCCUGCUGAGCUCGUAGGAGGGGUUGAGAGGCUGUCUCUUUGUCCGGAGAGACCUCACACUUUGCAGCUAGCAGCUCAGGAGGAAGAGGACGGACGUGGGGGACGAGUAGAGGAGCUGGAGUUGGUGGAGCCCUGGGAAGACUUCAGCUCCAACAAACACUGGGUCACAAGCCCUCUCCACUCCCCUACCCUCAAGGAAUUGUUUGAGAAACUCGAGGUGUCACCCCCUUUUCCAGUUGGAGAACGAACACAGCCCAAAGAAGGAGACUCUGCACCUCUUUCCUCUUCCGACAAAGACGUCAACAGAUCAGGCCCAGCUUGGGGCGCUGACCUGUUGGCAGGCCACAUCUCUCAAACAAACGGUGGCAAAACUGAGACCAACUGCUUACGUCAACAGCCCACAUCUUCCAAAACCGCCGAUGACACACGGCCACACAAAGGUCCCGGCUGCGCAGGCAGGACAAAGAACACCACCUUGACCUCUCAGAGGUUUCACAGGCAGACGUCUCACUCAGAGGCAUCUCGCAUAGAGAGGACGGAGGAAAACGGCUUUUCCAAACAUAGACCAUAUUCCCUCAAUCUAGACCUGGGACAUCGGUGCAUCAGAGACAUUUCCAAUCAACAGAACCGUAAUUCCUUUGAGUUUUCCUCAACGCAGCUAGGGGCAGGGAGCGCCUCCGGGCCUAAGCCCACCGGCAUGUCCUUGGAGCUGGAGUUGUUUCUGAACAACCGCCAGGCCCCUCUCCGACGUAACUCUGCCCCCGUUAGCGUGUCGUCCGUCAGGACGGCGUUUAUGAUCAAGACGUGCCAGGCCAAAGCUGUGCCAGUCAUCCCUCCCAAGGUGCAGUACAGCCACAUACCUCACUCCAGGCAUGACAAAAGCUCUAACGGAGCCAAGGGGCAGGGGAAGGAGGUCACGAAAACUCUGGUGGAGAACGUCGAAACUGUACCUCUGUUCCAGCCCAUUCGAAAAGUAAAGGAGGAGCUGGAAAAUGAGGAGCCUGCACCCAAAUCCCAAAGGCAGCCCAUGAUAACAGACAAAGCGACAGAGGCUUGUAAAACCGCGACAACUUCAGAUGUGACAGUGCUGAGGAGGAAGCGGCCCACUCAUUUUGAGCCUUUUGUUGAUCUGCCGAAACCUGACAGACCCAAUCUCCUGCAGAGGUCAUCCUUCAGGAGUCGUCAGAGACCCCAAAGUCUGAUCCUGUUCAGUCCACCUUUCCCCAUUAUGGACUACCCAACCUUGGGGGAUGAAGGCAAGGUUGUCCUCUCACCUAUCAAGAGCCCAACUGAAACAUUAACCCUCGAAGUCUUUUCUAAAGAGUUGACAGAUAAUAUUAGGACCCCUGAGGGAGUGACCUUGAGGAGCAAAAUGACAAUGCCCAAAAGUGGCCAGAGGCUGGAGACUUCAACCAGUUGCUUCUACCAGCCUCAGAGAAGGUCCAUGAUAUUUGACAACAGAAGCCACAGACAGAUUGAGUGAAUCCCCUCAUUCAGUACAAAAAUUUUAGUUUCUAAUUAGAACCUUGGUAUCAAAUCUUUCAAUGUUUUGGACAUGUGGAAAUGUACUCUUGCAAGAUUUGAAAUGAGCUGCAGUUUUACAUAAGUCUCUUGUCCAACUAUUUUGGGAAAUUGUUCAAAUGUCAAUUUUUAUGAUCCUCCAUGUAGGGGCUUGUUAUACAGUAAGGAACUUAUCCAAGAAAGUAUAAGAUAAUUCUUAUCAACUGCCUAAAUCAAAUCAAAUCAUGAUGUCAAAGAGGAAUGUGAAGUGUUCGUCAAUUUUUCUACUUAGAUUAUGAACUGUAAAUAUCAGUAGUGCCAUUUAGCUCAGAGAAAAGAGUCAAAUGAAUUGAUAUCUUAUUAACACACUUGAAUUUAUUAAAUAUCUAAAGCCAUGAAGUAUUUCAGAAAUCUAUAAAGUGUUCUAACAAAGCCAAGUUUGCAUGUUGUUUUGCAUGUUUACCCAGGUCAUGCAGACAACCACUUUUAAAUUGAUUUGCUUAACCUAAUGUGUCCUCAGUACUUGCUAAUUGGUUACUAUUUAUACAUUUAAGAUCCUAUUUUCACGUUGUGAUUUUUUACUUUGCACAAUGUGGAGAUACUGACAUUAGUUAUUGGAACUAUAUUCCUAAAGAAUUGUCAGCUUGGUGUGGUGUCAACAAAUUAAGAAGGGUAAUAUCUCAGUUUUUAUUAUGUUAUGGAUACUAAUAGUAUUUAUCUAGCCUGUAUUUAUCUACUGCAUAGAUAGUAGUUAACCAUUGACCCUCUUGUCACUGCAGUCUCUUUAGUGUAAACUUCCCUGAGAGUAAUUAUAAGCCACAUUGCCAGACUUUAUAUACUGUUCUGUUGUUCCCAACCAUGGUUUUGUUUUGUGAAGUUUUGUGACUUUUGAUAGUACUGUUUGGCUAGAUCACAGAAUUAUCAUAAGAUUCGGUUGGUGUUGCUUUGUUGUAAACACCAUGAUGUGUAUGUAUAGAGACACUGUGGAAUUAUAAUGAAGUCAAAUCAUGAGAAAUUUGUGAGGGUAAAAGUCCAUGUUGACAUUGGAUAGUACUCAAGACAGUGCAGUAUUAGCACAGUGAUACAAUGGAUGGCUCGCAGACACAUCAAGUAAUGUAACAUGUAUGAUUUUUUAUGAAGAACUGGACACAAUACAGUAUAUAUGUCAAUUCACUGUAAAAUCUAAAUAUUAAAAUUGCGUCUGAGAGGUU
Messenger RNA from Osmerus eperlanus (European smelt), 6111 nucleotides. It is a transcript of the gene arhgap31, whose product is annotated as Rho GTPase activating protein 31. The transcript has 11 exons. The coding region runs from base 684 to 4883 and encodes 1399 amino acids. NCBI's taxonomy places the organism in Eukaryota, Metazoa, Chordata, Actinopteri, Osmeriformes, Osmeridae. Gene Ontology annotation, cellular component: lamellipodium. Gene Ontology annotation, molecular function: GTPase activator activity. Gene Ontology annotation, biological process: small GTPase-mediated signal transduction. The record is from RefSeq and is a predicted model, not a curated record.